AAUGACAUGAACCAAAUUUAUCAAACUUCCUACUGAAAUAUCCUCAACACCUACAAACAAGAGGAGCUUCAAAAGCCAUACUUCUUUUAGGAGAAUAUUAAGUUUUUUUUUUACUAGUCAUAAACACAACUUUUUUUUUUAGUUGCAAAGAUCAAAACACCUUACAAUUAUAUAAACCAUAAUAUUUUAGGUGGAAAAGUUUUAUAUUAUAUGAUCAUCUAUCUAAGAUAAUAAUCAUAAUGCCUACAAUUUCAGGUGUUUUGUCAAGCUUUCCAUUAAUGGUGCCUCCAUCAAAGUUAAUGAGAGGAAGAUCAAUCGAUAAUAACAAUGCCAUAAACCUUUACAAUUUUGGCACAAGUUUACCUUCCCAUGUUACAAGAUUGCAAGUUAAAGUUGAUAACUUUCAAGACCCUUUGAAGAUCAACAAUUUUGGGAAGACUGUGAAUCAUGAAUUGGAAAAAAGAAGGUUUACACAAGAUGGUUACGUGGUGGGUCAAAACUUCUUGGUUAGAUUGUAUGAGCUUGAUAUCCAUGAAAAGGCUUCUUUAGAGGCUUUGCUUAAUUAUACACAGGAAACUGGUUUAAAUCUGUUUCAAAGUUCGGGAUUAAGGGUAGAAGGGUUUGGAGUGUCGAAGGAGAUGAAUAGUCGAAAUCUAAUUUGGGUGAUUGGAAGAAUGCAAGUUGAAGUUGAUUCUUACCCUUCAUGGGGAGACAUUGUUCAAGUAGAGACUUGGUGUUCAGGCUUGACAAAACAUUGUCUCACUUGUAGCUCAAGACUAACUGAUGCAAAUACAGGAACCAAGAUCAUGCGAGUUGACAGUGAAUUUGUGAUGAUUAAUGAGAAAACGAGGCGGCUUUCAAGAAUUCCAGAGGAGAUCAAAGCAAGUGGAGAUCCUUAUGUAAAAGAUUAUCUUGAUCCCCCUUUAAGUGUUGAUGAUAAACUCAGGAAAUUACAAAAACUUGAUGAAGAUAAGGCAGAUUAUAUUCUUAGAGGAAUAAAGCCUUUAUGGUUCGACUUGGAUCCCAAUCAGCAUGUGAAUAAUGUCAAGUACAUAAGCUGGAUUCUAGAGGGAACCCCAGAAGCAGUGAGGGAGAAUUAUGAACUCAGCGCGUUUACUUUGGAGUAUAGGAGGGAAUGUGGGAGAAAUAGUGUGCUGCAAUCUCUUUCAGGGGCAUCUAAUGAAGUUCCUAAUGAGUAUUAUCAUUUACUUCGUCUGGAAAAUGGAAAUGAAGUUGCAAGAGCUAGAACCCUAUGGAGGAAGUCCAGUAAGAUAGAGUGUAACUCAAUGAAUUAAUUAAUCGCGUUUUUUUUUUUUGUUUUGGGAGUGAAAAUUUAAAGGGGUUUGGGAUGCAUUCAUCACAAGUUCAUAACGAAUUCCUUAAAACAACUGAUGAAUCAUGUGACAUUAGGGAUGGUUUAUUUUAGGACCACUAGAACCACCCCUACCUAAAUUAGUUUCAUAUGUACCUAUGUACUCAACUUCGUCGCUUUUAUUAGUUUCAGAUUAAGACCAAUGUUAGCACUGGCUUCUGAGUUGCCACUCGUGAAUGCUUAACUAUGUUACUAGGUUGGAUGCCUCAUUUCACAUCAAAUAUUUAUGUCAGAUCCUUGACACUAUAUAUGAUGUUGACGCUAUGAUAGAUUUUGAUAAGUUUAC
Chenopodium quinoa (quinoa) is the source of this 1658-nucleotide messenger RNA. RefSeq names its product palmitoyl-acyl carrier protein thioesterase, chloroplastic-like. The transcript has 7 exons. The record is from RefSeq and is a predicted model, not a curated record. Lineage: Eukaryota; Viridiplantae; Streptophyta; Magnoliopsida; Caryophyllales; Amaranthaceae. Gene Ontology annotation, molecular function: acyl carrier activity; fatty acyl-[ACP] hydrolase activity. Bases 240 to 1295 code for a protein of 351 amino acids. Gene Ontology annotation, biological process: fatty acid biosynthetic process.